AUGUUUAUUAAUUUCAGUACAAUUCUGUAGCAUAGAGAAAAAGAGGGCUUUCAAAACCAUUCAGUGAUCACUUAAGAUUCCUUUCUUUUUCUUCUUGUUCCACAGGUACUCUGUGUCUGCGUGUUAACAACAAUCCUAGGAUGUAUAUUUGGCCUGAAGCCUAGCUGUUCAAAAGAUGUGAAAACCUGCAAAGGUCGUUGCUUUGAAAGGACCUUUGGAAGCUGCCGUUGUGAUAGAGAUUGCAUCAAGCUUGGGAACUGCUGCUUAGAUUACCAGGAAACAUGUAUACAACCAGCCCACAUAUGGACUUGCAAUAAAUUCAGGUGUGGAGAGAAGAGGCGACCAGAAUAUCAUUGUUCCUGUUCAGAUGAUUGUGUGGAAAAUAAAGAUUGCUGUGUGAAUUAUCAUGCUGUUUGUAAAGGAGAGGCAAGCUGGGUUGAAGAAGAGUGUGAGGACAUUACUGAACCUCAGUGUCCGAAAGGAUUUACCAAGUCUCCGGUGUUACUGUUUUCAUUGGAUGGCUUCAGAGCAGAAUAUUUGCAGACUUGGGGUGGACUUCUACCUGUUAUUAGCAAAUUACAGAAAUGUGGAACAUACACUUCCAGUAUGAGACCAGUGUAUCCUUCAAAAACCUUUCCCAAUCAUUACUCCAUCGUCACGGGGCUGUAUCCUGAAUCUCAUGGUAUUAUAGAUAACAAGAUGUAUGACCCCAAGAGAAAUGCAUCCUUCACCCUUAGAAGUGAGGAGAAGUUUAAUCCCCAGUGGUACCAAGGACAGCCUAUUUGGCUAACGGCUAUGUACCAAGGUCUAAAAGCGGGUACGUUCUUUUGGCCUGGAUCAGAUGUAGCAGUUAAUGGAACCUUUCCAAACCUGUAUGAAAAAUACAAUAGCUCAAUCCCCUUUGAAGAAAGGGUGGUAACUGUUCUUCGCUGGCUGCAGCUGCCUGAAGAUGAAAGACCACACUUUUACACUCUGUAUUUAGAAGAACCAGAUUCCUCAGGCCAUAAGUUUGGACCAGUAAGCAGCGGAGUCAUUGUGGCAUUACAGAGAGUGGACAACAUAGUAGGGAUGCUGAUGGAUGGUCUCAAGCAAAUGAACUUGCAUAAAUGCCUGAACAUUAUUUUUAUAUCAGAUCAUGGGAUGGAAGCGGGGAGCUGCAGAAAAACAGCAUAUCUGAACAGCUAUCUGGAUGAUGUUCAAGAUUUCAUAGUAGUACCUGGUCCUGCAGCUCGCUUAAGACCUAAUAAUGUUCCAGAUGAGUAUUUCUCUUUUAAUUAUGAAGGCAUUGUCAGAAACCUCACAUGCAUAGAACCACAUCAGCCUUUCAAAGCUUAUAUGAAACAGCUGCUACCCAAGCGUUUCCAUUAUUCCUAUAAUGACCGGAUUGAACCAUUGCACUUCUAUUUAGACUCCCAAUGGCAGCUUGCUAGGAAACCGCUUGAGAUUAAAAGCUGCACGGGUGGAUUCCAUGGUUCAGACAAUCGCUUCCCCAGUAUGCAGGCUAUCUUUAUUGGUUUUGGACCAGGAUUCAAGUUUCGUACUCAAGUUGAUCCAUUUGAAAACAUUGAAGUAUAUAAUUUAAUGUGUGAUUUGCUUGAUUUGAAACCAGCCCCAAACAAUGGAACUCACGGACGCCUAAACCAUCUUUUAAGGAACCCUGUUUACAUCCCCCACCACCCCAAAGAAACAAGCCACCCUUCUGAAUGCUCUGUGGUGGGACAAAGAGCCUUUUCAGUGAGCCUUGGCUGCUCCUGUAGGACAGGGGGCUUGCCAGUCAGGGAUUUUCAUCAGCGUUUAAAUCUCACUGAAACAGAAGUUAAAAAUAUAGAGAAAUUUACUUUGCCCUAUGGACGGCCCAGGGUUCUGCAGAAGAGGCAUAAUUACUGCCUCCUUUACCAUUACCGUUAUGUGAGUGGGUACAGCAAGGACUACAGGAUGUCUCUGUGGAGUGCGUACACCAUUAACAAAGAGGACAAAUGGGUUUCUGCUACAGAGGAUGCCUCCAGCUGUUUACACAAGGAUGUUCGUAUUUCUUUCAAUCAUAAUCAGACAUGCUUGUUUUAUAACAAUCAUCCUCGCUUAACUUAUGGAUUCCUUUCUCCUCCAA
Messenger RNA from Cariama cristata (Red-legged seriema), 2107 nucleotides. Its product is annotated as ectonucleotide pyrophosphatase/phosphodiesterase family member 1-like. Gene Ontology annotation, molecular function: dinucleotide phosphatase activity; phosphodiesterase I activity. Gene Ontology annotation, cellular component: cell surface. The annotation marks the transcript as partial. The transcript has 20 exons. NCBI's taxonomy places the organism in Eukaryota, Metazoa, Chordata, Aves, Cariamiformes, Cariamidae. Gene Ontology annotation, biological process: ATP metabolic process; nucleoside triphosphate catabolic process; inorganic diphosphate transport. The record is from RefSeq and is a predicted model, not a curated record.